UUGAGUAGUAACUAAUAAGAAGAAAGAAAAAAGCAAAAACCAUGGACCAUGGUUGCUGCAGCAGUAUCAGCAUCAGUGGUGUGUUGUUGUGAAUUGUGAUUGUGAUUGUGAUGGGUGGUUUCAUUGAAAGGUUGUUUAUGAAGGAGUAGAAAAAGAGGUUCCUUUUUUGGGUGGUUUAUGUUUAAAAACGUAGAGAGUGGUGCAGCAUUAAUGGCUUCCUUAGAAGAAAAGGUUAAAACUUGUGGUGUUGGUGUUGUUGGGGGUCAAACUCUAGUUGCUGAGAUGAAGCUCCUCAAGGAAAUGCAAGAGCACUCUGGGGUGAGAAAGACUUUGAAUUCAGAACUGUGGCAUGCUUGUGCUGGCCCUCUUGUCUCUUUGCCUCAAGUGGGAAGUCUUGUUUAUUACUUUCCCCAGGGACAUAGUGAGCAGGUGGCAGCUUCCACCAGAAGAACAGCAACAUCUCAGAUUCCAAACUAUCCAAACCUUCCAUCUCAGUUGCUCUGCCAAGUUCAAAAUGUCACACUUCAUGCAGACAAAGAUACAGAUGAAAUCUAUGCUCAAAUGAGUCUCCAGCCCUUGAAUUCGGAGAAAGAUGUGUUUCCUAUAUCUGAUUUUGGCCUAAAGCACAGCAAGCAUCCAACUGAGUUUUUCUGCAAAACUUUGACUGCAAGUGACACCAGCACACACGGCGGUUUCUCAGUUCCACGGAGGGCGGCAGAAAAGCUCUUUCCUCCACUGGACUACACAAUUCAGCCUCCAACACAAGAACUAGUUGUCCGUGAUUUGCAUGACAAUACUUGGAUAUUUUGACAUAUAUACCGGGGUCAGCCCAAGAGACACCUUUUAACAACAGGAUGGAGUUUAUUUGUCGGAUCAAAAAGGCUUAGAGCAGGGGAUUCUGUUCUAUUUAUCAGGGAUGAGAAAUCGCAACUGCGAGUUGGUGUUAGGCGUGUUAAUCGCCAACAAACAACAUUGCCAUCAUCAGUUCUUUCUGCUGAUAGCAUGCACAUUGGUGUGCUUGCUGCUGCAGCUCACGCGGCUUCUAACCGAAUUCCUUUCACUAUUUUCUAUAAUCCAAGGGCAUGCCCUUCAGAAUUUGUUAUUCCACUUGCUAAGUACCGAAAAUCUGUAUAUGGGACACAACUCUCAGUUGGCAUGAGAUUUGGUAUGAUGUUUGAGACAGAAGAAUCCGGUAAGCGCAGGUAUAUGGGUACAAUAGUUGGUAUCAGUGACUUGGAUCCUUUGAGAUGGCCUGGUUCUAAGUGGCGAAAUAUUCAGGUGGAGUGGGAUGAACCAGGAUGUGGUGACAAGCAGAAUAGAGUUAGUGUAUGGGAAAUUGAGACUCCUGAAAGCCUUUUUAUAUUUCCUUCUUUAACUUCGAGUCUAAAACGGCCAUUACAGUCUGGAUUUUUGGAAAACGACUGGGGAGCUUUGAUACGAAGACCAUAUAUAAGAGUUCCUGAAAACGGUGCAACGGAGCUGGCGAAUUCAAUGCCAAAUAUCUACUCUGAACACCUGAUGAAAAUGCUUUUGAAGCCACAACUUAUUAACAAUAAUGGAGCCAUGGCCAUGCAACAAGAAUCUGUUGCUAUGAGAGUUAUUGAUAAGCCGAAGCUCGAACCUGAGGUAUUAAAUGAUCAAAUGUAUGAGAUUCCAUCUGCAGGAACAGGAACCAACAUUGAAAAAGUGGCCUCAAAUCCUGCUAACUCUCAAAGUGUUGCGAACCAAUUGGCAUUCCUUAAUCAAAACCAGAGUCAGUCACUUGCGCAAUCCGGUUCAUGGCCUAUACAACCUCAGUUAGAAUCAUCGGUAUCCCAUCCUCAACUUGUUGACAUGCCUCAAGGUGAUUCUGCAAUUGCAAACAGCAUGCUUCCUCAGCUAGACAUUGAUGAAUGGAUGGUGUAUUCUUCUAACCAAACUUUUGCUAACCAAAACCGAUCAACUGGGCCGGUAUCAGAUUUUCAAGAGCAUUCUGCCGCACUUCAACCUCAAGUAGUGAAUCCUCCCAUGCCAAUGAACCAAGAAGUGUGGGAUCAAUAUGUCAAGAAUUUUAAGCUUUUGUCUCAAGUAGACCAGCUGACAUCUGUCUGUCAGCCGGGGAUGUACAGCCUCAACGGUAUAUCGAGUUCAAACAAUUUGAGGGAUCUUUCAGCAGAGAGCAAUAAUCAAAGUGAAAUUUGUGUCGAUGUUAGUAAUAGUGUAAAUACAACCAUGGUUGAUCCUUCAACUUCAAGCACCAUUUUGGAUGAGUAUUGCACUCUGAAGGAGAGGGAUUUCCAGAAUCCACAAGAUUGCAUCGUCGGCAACUUAAGUUCUAGCCAGGAUGUCCAGUCUCAGAUAACCUCUGCAAGUCUAACUGAGUCACAUGCCUUUCCUCUGCAAGACAACUCAGGUGGUACAUCUUCAAGUCAUGUUGAUUUUGAUGAAAGCAGCUUUCUGCAGAAUAACUCAUGGCAACCAGUUGCUGCGCCCGUGCGAACCUACACUAAGGUGCAAAAGGCAGGAUCUGUAGGAAGAUCAAUUGAUGUCACAACUUUCAAGAACUACGAAGAGCUGAUCCGCGCGAUUGAAUGCAUGUUUGGACUAGAUGGUCUGCUGAAUGACACCAAAGGUUCCGGCUGGAAACUGGUGUAUGUGGAUUAUGAGAGUGAUGUUCUUCUUGUUGGGGAUGAUCCUUGGGAGGAAUUUGUCGGCUGCGUUCGAUGCAUCAGAAUCUUAUCGCCUUCAGAAGUUCAACAGAUGAGUGAAGAGGGAAUGAAGCUUCUCAACAGUGGAGCCUUGCAAGGGAUCAAUGUUUGAAUAUUAGGUAGUGGCCUAUAUAUAAUAUCACUUAAGCCAUUCUUUGCAAUUUCAUUGCAACACUGGCAUCAAAGUGUUUUUUCUAAUUCAAGAAAAUAUCUCAAAAGUAAAGUUAUUUGUUGUAGAAUUCCUAUGUAUCAACCUUGUAAUGACACAAAGGUUCUAUGUAAUGUAUGAACUAAGUGACACUUUUGGCAAAGAAUGGAGUAUUAGGUGUAUGGAAAAAACUUGAAGACAAGGUUGGUCUGAGUUUUAAGAAAGGUCACAGGCUAGAAUGUUCCAAUGAGCCAAAGAUUACAUACUUAAUGUCAUGUUGGGUGAGACAUUCUUGCAAGCAAGUGGAAAUAUUAUGCUUUAUUUGCUUAUAGC
Molecule: messenger RNA, 3168 nt
Organism: Arachis ipaensis
Lineage: Eukaryota; Viridiplantae; Streptophyta; Magnoliopsida; Fabales; Fabaceae
Source: RefSeq, a predicted model, not a curated record